AAGCGAAGAAGACAAACCGUAAACUCCGUUCGCUUUGCUUUCCGUCCACCUAUCGCUGGUCGCCGGUACACCGGGGCAGGGCCAGCAUAGUCGAACCGUCAACAUCCAGGACCCGCCGUAUAGGUCCUUUAUCGUCUUCUGUGUUCGGGGUCUUCAGAGCGGACUGUAGUCUCCAGCCAUGGACCCGAACCGGAUCAUGACGGCGCUGAAGGGGACCAUCGACCCCGGGCUGAGGCGGGCGGCGGAGACCGAGCUCAACCAGUCCUUUAAGAUCAUCAACUUCGCGCCCACGCUGCUCCAGGUCAUCAUGUCGGACAUGGUGGAGUUCCCCGUCCGUCAGGCCGCCGCCAUCUACCUGAAGAACAUGGUGAGUCAGUACUGGCAGGACCGCGAGCCUGCGCCGGGUCAGGUGACCUUCCCCUUCAACAUCCACGAGAACGACCGGCAGCAGAUCCGAGAGCACAUCGUCGAGGCGGUCAUCCAGAGUCCUGAGAGCAUACGAGCCCAGCUGACGAUGUGCCUUCGAGCAAUCAUCAAGCACGACUUCCCGGGUCGCUGGACGGGUGUGGUGGACAAGAUCGGCGCCUACCUAGGCUCCAACAAGAGCAGCAGUUGGUACGGCAGCCUGCUGUCCCUGUACCAGCUGGUGAAGACCUACGAGUACAAGAAGCCUGAGGAGCGGGGCCCCCUCCUGGUGGCCAUGCAGCUGUUCCUGCCCCGUGUCCAGGCGCUGCUCUCCCAGCUGCUGCCCGACGUCACGGCCGCCUCCGUUCUCAUCCAGAAGCAGAUCCUCAAGAUCUUCCACUCCCUGGUGCAGUUCUCCCUCCCCCUCCAGCUCAUCAACAACACUGUGAUGACUCAGUGGAUGGAGAUCCUCCGAGCUGUCAUGGACCGGGACGUCCCGCCGGAGACCCUGGAGGUGGACGAGGACGACCGGCCCGAGCUGGUCUGGUGGAAGUGUAAGAAGUGGGCGCUGCACAUCAUCACCCGCCUGUUUGAGAGGUACGGCAGUCCCGGGAACGUCACCAAGGAAUACUGUGAGUUUGCGGACUUCUUCCUCCGGACGUACGCAGUGGGGAUCCAGCAGGUGCUGCUGAAGGUGGUGGAUGAGCACCGUCAGCGGCGCUACGUCACCCCACAGGUGCUGCAGCAGUCUCUGAACUACCUGAGCCAGGGGCUGUCCCACUCGCUCACCUGGAAACACAUGAAGCCUCACAUGCAGACCCUGUGCCAGGAGGUGGUCUUCCCUCUCAUGUGCUACAGAGACGAAGACGACAAGCUGUGGCAGGAGGACCCGUACGAGUACAUCCGCGUCAAGUUCAACCUGUACGACGACCACGCCCUGCCCGCCACCGCCGCCCAGAGCCUGCUGUCUAAAGCGGCCCGCAAGAGGAAGGAGGUUCUUCCUCAGAUGAUGGAGUUCUGCCACCAGACGCUGAUGAGUCCCACUGCUGACCCCCGCAGGAAGGACGGGGCACUGCACUGCAUCGGGGCGCUGGCCGAACUCUUACGUAAGAAGCGUCUGUACCGGGAGCAGAUGGAGCUCAUGCUCCAGAACUACGUGUUCCCACUGCUCAACUCCCCCCUGGGGUACCUCAGAGCCCGGUCCUGCUGGGUGCUGCACUGCUUCAGCCCGCUGCGUUUCCAUGACGAGGUGUCGCUGAGGAACGCGGUGGAGCUGGUGAAGCAGGACCUCAUCGCCGACAAGGAGAUGCCCGUGAAGGUGGAGGCGGCCAUCGCCCUGCAGGCGCUGGUCAGCCACCAGGAGGAAGCCAAGCGCUACAUCCGGCCGUACGUGCGGCCCGUGAUGCAGGAGCUGCUCCACAUCGUCAAGGAGACGGAGAACGACGACCUCACCAACGUCAUCCAGAAGAUGAUCUGCGAGUACAACCAGGAGGUGGCGACCAUCGCCGUGGACAUGACGCAGAACCUGGCGGAGAUCUUCAUGCGCGUCCUCCAGAGCGAGGAGUACGAGGAGAGUGAGGACAAGACGGUGAUGGCUCUGGGCAUCCUGAGCACCAUCGACACCAUCCUCACUGUGAUGGAGGACCACAAGGAGAUCACCCAGCAGCUGGAGGGGAUCUGUCUGCAGGUUAUUGGACUGGUCCUGCAGAAGCCCAUCAUAGGUAUGGCAGAGUUCUACGAGGAGAUCCUGUCGCUGGCCUUCGGCCUCACCUGCCAGAGCGUCUCCCCCCAGAUGUGGCAGCUGCUGGGCGUCCUGUUCCAGGUGUUCCAGCACGACUGCUUCGACUACUUCACCGAUCUGAUGCCUCUGCUGCACAACUACGUGACGGUGGACACGGACAUGCUGCUGUCCAACCCCAAGCACCUGGAGGUCAUCUACACCAUGUGCAAGAAGGUGCUGACCAGCGAUGCAGGGGAGGAGGCUGAGUGUCACGCUGCCAAGCUGCUGGAGGUCAUCGUACUGCAGUGUCGCGGCCGCGGCAUCGACCAGUGCAUCCCCCUGUUCGUGGAGGCGGUCCUGGAGCGUCUGACGCGCGGUGUGAAGACCAGCGAGCUGCGGACCAUGUGCCUGCAGGUGGCCAUCGCUGGCCUCUACUACAACCCCCCGCUGCUGGUCCACACCCUGGAGAACAUGCACUUCCCCAACAGCGACCAGCCAAUCACAGCGCACUUCAUCAACCAGUGGAUGAACGACACCGAGUUCUUCCUGGGGCUCCACGACCGUAAGAUGUGCAUCAUCGGGCUGAGCGUGCUGAUGGAGCUGCCCAGCCGGCCCGAGGCCCUGGAGGGCGUGGCCGCCCAGGUGCUGCCCUCCGUCCUGCUGCUGUUCCUGGGCCUGAAGCACCUCUACGCCUCCCGCCUCCUCCACAAGCCUGACCUCAUGGCCCGCGCCGGGGCCGUGGACGAGGAGCAGGACGAGGAGAUCCCCAGUGACGAGGACGAGGUGACCGAGUCCCGGGGCGGGGCGGCACUGCAGCGUCCGGGCGUCGCCCCGGUCGGUCGCCACGACGAGGAGGAGGAAGACGACGAUGACGACGAAGAUGAGGAUGACUACUGGGACGAGGAGGGGCUGGAGGGGACCCCCCUGGAGGAGUACAGCACCCCCCUGGACUAUGACAACGGAGAGGACGAGUACACCUUCUUCACCGCCGCCCUGCUGAGGGUCCAGACCUCAGACACCAGCUGGUACCAGAAGCUGACCGCCCCCCUGAGCGACGAGCAGAAGAAACAGCUGCAGGAGAUCUACAGCCAAUCACAGCAGCGCACCGCCGCCAAGGGCCAAUGAACGAGGAUUUAAGCUCUGGGAGCAGACACAGCAGUUGGAGACCCAGCUGACAGCGGAACCGCCCCACACCGGACCGGAUCCCUGUGCCGGACCAGCAUAGACCUCCUCCUCUUCCUCUCCUUCCUCAUCCUCCUAUCCCUUUUCUCUUUCGCUUUCUCUUUCUCUUUCUCUUUCCCUUCCUCCUCCUCCUCCUCCUCCUCCCCCCCCUCUCCUCCUCCUCCUCCUCCCCCUCCUCCCCCUACUGGUCUGUUACCAGUUUGACCACCAGAGACUCUUCAGCCCCGACUGGACCUUUGCUAUCACAAAAGACACAGGACUGUGUGUGUUGUUUGCACGCAGGUGUGUGUGUGUGUGUGUGUGUGUGUGUGUGUGUGUG
Messenger RNA from Gadus morhua (Atlantic cod), 3626 nucleotides. RefSeq names its product importin 8 (gene ipo8). Gene Ontology annotation, cellular component: cytosol; nuclear envelope. NCBI's taxonomy places the organism in Eukaryota, Metazoa, Chordata, Actinopteri, Gadiformes, Gadidae. The record is from RefSeq and is a predicted model, not a curated record. Gene Ontology annotation, molecular function: small GTPase binding. The coding region runs from base 179 to 3250 and encodes 1023 amino acids. Gene Ontology annotation, biological process: protein import into nucleus. The transcript has 25 exons.